CAGCGCGCAGGCCGCCACCGCCGCCACCCAAGACGAUGCCGACAUGGCGACGGCAAGCGUCCGCGAUAUGCCUUCUGUGCACCUCGGACGAACUGGGCAACAAAUACUUAAGGAACAGGGGACACAAGAAAUGAAAACACAAGCAAAGGACAAAGAGCAAAUACAAGAUUCAGAAGUUAAGACUAAGAAUGAAAAUGAAACAACCGACGCCAAAAAGAAGAAAGGAGAAGAAGUCGAAACAGAAAAGAAGAAAGAAACGGAUGAACACGAAGCUAAGAAAGAGAAUGAAAAACAGGAGCCUAAAGUCAAGAAAAAGAAGGAAGAGGGAGAGGCAGACGCUAAGGAAAAGGAAGAAGCUGAGGCAAAGAAGAAGAAAGAGAAGGAGGAAGCCGAGGUUAAGAAAAAGAAGGAUGAGGAAGAGGCUAAGAAGAAGGAAAAGGCCGAAGCUGAAGCCAAGAAAAAGAAAGAAAAAGAGGAGGCUGAGGCAAAGAAAAAGAAGGAAGAGGAAGAGGCAGAGGCUAAAAAGAAGAAGGAAAUGGAAGAAGCUGAGGCAAAAAAGAAGAAGAAGGAACAGGAGGAUGCCGAAACAAAGAAAAAGGAGGAAGAGGCAGAAGCUAAGAGGAAAGAAAUGGCCGAAGCUGAGACAAAGAAAAAGAGGGAAAAAGACGAGGCUGAAGUAAAGAAAAAGAAGGAUCAGGAAGACGCAGAGGCUAGGAAGAAGGAAAUGGAAGAAGCUGAGGCAAAGAAAAAAAAAGAAAAAGAGAAGGCUGAGGCAAAGAAAAAGGAAGAAGAAGAGGCAAGCGCUGAGAGGAAGAAGGCUCAAAAAGAAGCUGAGGCAAAGAAGAAGAAAGAAAUGGAGGAGGCUGAGGCGAAGAAAAAGAAGGAAGAGACAGAAGCUAAGGAGAUGGAAAAUGCGGAAGCUGAGGCAAAGAUAAAGCAAGAAAAAGAAGAGGCGGAGGCAAAGAAAAAUAAGGAAGAGGAAGAGGCAGAGGCUAAGAAAAAGAAGGAAAAGGAAGAAGGUGACGCAAAGAAGAAGAAGAAAGAAAAGGAGGAAGCUGAAGCAAAGAAAAUGAAGGAAGAGGCAGAGGCUAAGAAGAAGGAAAAGGCGACAGCUGAGGCAAAGAAAAAGCAAGAAAAAGAGGAGGAGGAGGAAAAGAAAAAGAAGGAAGAGGAAGAGGCAGAGGCUAAGAAAAAGAAGGAAAAGGAAGAAGCUGAUGCAAAGAAGAUGAACGAAAAGGAGGAAGCUGAGGCAAAGAAAAAGAAGGAAGAGGCUAAGAAAAAGAAGGAAAAGGAAGAAGCUGACGCAAAGAAGAAGAAAGAAAAGGAGGAAGCUGAAACAAAAAAAAUGAAGGAAGAGGAAGAGGCAGAGGCUAAGAAGAAGGAAAAGGCAGCAGCUGAGGCAAAGAAAAAGCAAGAAAAAGAGGAGGAGGCAAAGAAAAAGAAGGAAGAGGAAGAGGCAGAGGCUAAGAAAAAGAAGGAAAAGGAAGAAGCUGAGGCAAAGAAGAAGAAAGAGAAGGAGGAAGCCGAGGCAAAGAAAAAGAAGGAAGGGGAAGAGGCAGAGGCUAAGAAAAAGAAAGAACAGCAAGAAGCUGAGGCAAAGAAGAAGAAAGAGAAGGAGGAAACUGAGGCAAAGAAAAAGAAGGAAGAGGAAGAGGCUAAGAAGAAGGAAAAAGAAGAAGCUGAGGGAAAAAAGAAGAAAGAAAAGGAAGAAGCAGAGGCAAAGAAAAAGGAGGAAGAGGCAGAGGCUAAGAAGAAGAAAAAAGCCGAAGCUGAAGCAAAGAAAAAGACGGAAGAGGUAGAUGCAGAGGCUAAGAAGAAUGAAAAGGAAAUGUUGGAUGCAGACUCUAAACGGAAAGAGAAGGAACAAGAAGAAGAGGAAGACGCCGGAAAGACGAAGAGCGUGAGGCGGCAGGGGAGGGACGCCGACUCGAAGGUGACAGACCAGAAGGAGGCGAUGCGCGGGCAGCUGGAGGCGCGGCGCCGCAGCCGCCAGGGCAGCCGCCAGGGCAGCCGCCAGGGCAGCCGGGACGAGAGCGACGCCGCGCCACCCGUCUGGAGCGCCAGCGCCAGCGCCGUCGCCGUCGCCGUCGCCGUGCAGCGCUCGCGCAGCUUCGACGUGCGGCCCGGGGACGAGGGCGUGGCCCUGGCGGCCGACCUCUCCUUCUCCGCCUCCGCCUCCGACACCAGCAGCACGCUCACGCCCCGGCGCGCGCUCGACGACGCCAGCCUCGCCGACACGCCCGACUUGCCACACGACGCCGCGCGACGACCGCCCGUCCACGUGCAG
Messenger RNA from Gryllus bimaculatus (two-spotted cricket), 2287 nucleotides. The record is from the annotation of a GenBank genome assembly. Lineage: Eukaryota; Metazoa; Arthropoda; Insecta; Orthoptera; Gryllidae.